AUGUCACUUGACCGUAUUGAAUUCAAAGCACCGUUCAAAGCAUUUGUCCAUCGAUGGGAGCAAUUCUGCGAAGCCAGAGACAACGAGCUUGACGGCCCUACUAGAACUCAUGUUGAGCUAUUAUACCACAUUCUUAAUGAUGAGCUUCAUGCCACAAUCUCACACAAGAACGACUUGAUGAAAAACCGAUUGUCCACCCACGACCUCCUUUGGGCAAUUUUUGAGCCCGGCUGUUCUCUCUGGAGCAUUGUCGAUGGACGCCAGCGCGCCUUUGAAUACGAUUCGGGCGACUAUAACACCCAAACAGGCGCAUUUGAUAUGCGUGUAAAAUACGUUGACUGGGACGGUGAAAAAUUUUGCCACGAAACACACGUGCUGUCCAUAUCGCCCUACGAAGGGACGGUACCUAUUAUGGACUUAUCAGCAUUUCCCAUUUCCUAUCAUAGCAGCCACCAGGCCGUGAAACAAGACCUCAUCUCGCGUGGAAAGCUAUGGGAAUCAUACAAGGGAUACCACUACAAACACUAUGAAGGGAUCGCUAAAGCUUUCCACCUCGGGCGCGAGAGACGUUUUAGUAUCAAAGGUCGAGUUGUCAUUGAUGGAGAAGCAUACAAUUUCUUCAACCCAGACGAGAACAUGUUAGGUCCCGGUCCGCCCCUGCCAACUGGCGUACUAUCCGACGACGAUCGACUUAUUGCCACCCCUAUGCUCCGUGGCUAUGCCCUUCGAGAGAAAAAGUGGAUGCGAUUUUUCGUCGACGACGUGACUGAUAUCACCUGGAACAAACAGGCAUUUGACUCUUUGGUGCUCCCUCACGCGCAACAGGAUCUAAAAAGGUUGAUCCUUGGACUCGCUCGGUCGCAGUCUAGUCGCCAGGACACUUUCGACGACGUAAUUCAUGGUAAAGGCCGGGGGGUGAUCAUGCUUCUUAGGGGACCUCCAGGGGUAGGAAAAACUCUUACUGCGGAGAGCAUUGCAGAGGUAAUGAAAGUGCCUCUGUAUGUCCUGAGCGCAGGCGACCUUGGAACGACUGCAAGAAAAGUCGAAGACACCUUGAAGGAUAAUUUCACGAUGAUCCCCAGAUGGGGAGCCAUUAUUCUCCUUGACGAGGCUGAUGUUUUCAUGGAGGCUCGCGAUGCAGUCGACCUUCAGAGAAACGAGCUUGUCUCCAUCUUCUUGAGGCUCCUGGAGUAUUACGAGAUAUGGCAACAAUUUAUCUCUGAAAGUAAUAUCGAGAACUUCUCAGAGACAGAUCUUGAUCAAGUUGCUAGGUUGGAGCUGAACGGUCGACAGAUCAAGAAUGUUCUUAAGACUGCGCAUUUGCUGGCGAAGGAAGAGGCAUGUGGACUCAACUAUAACCAUGUCCGGAUAGUCUUGAACCUGAGAGCAGAAGAAAAGACAGGCAGUGUGUUUCGUUGA
Aspergillus terreus NIH2624 is the source of this 1419-nucleotide messenger RNA. RefSeq lists its product as uncharacterized. The transcript is spliced from 2 exons. Gene Ontology annotation, molecular function: ATP binding; ATP hydrolysis activity. The record is from RefSeq and is a predicted model, not a curated record. The coding region runs from base 1 to 1419 and encodes 472 amino acids. NCBI's taxonomy places the organism in Eukaryota, Fungi, Ascomycota, Eurotiomycetes, Eurotiales, Aspergillaceae.